GAUGCGGUCUGCAAUCACCGAUGAUGGCACGGUGAUGGGUGGUGUGUUGGGCGGAUGGCUGGCUCGGGAGCAAUGUUGUCAGCUUGCACCUGGCCAUGUGAAGGCGCAUGCACGGAUGGGGCUGGGGACGCUCUGCUUUGGACAAGGCGCUCGGUCGGUAUUGCUCUCGCAGCCCAAAGCAUGCCAUUCCCCAGCUGGGCAAAGCGCGUUCGCCCGAUGUGGAGGUGCAUGCUCUCCCAUGCAUGUGACGGGGGGGAGUAUGUUCAUUCCACACGCUUGAACUUCGCAAACAUUCCCAUCUGGACCACGAAAUGUGGUGCACAUCCCACCGCCGUCGAUCGCGGCAAGGGGUGCAUGUCCUCCACGACACUGGACGCAGCGCGCGCGUGCAAGGGCUAAUCUGCGGUGGGCACGCAUUGCGAUGCGCUUCCAGCCGCGGUGACGAUGUCUCUUAGCUCGCGUCGAGGCCACAACGGCUGGCCAAGGACACAUCACGCUCGAUGGAAUCUAAUUAUAAACAUCGACGUCGGUGGAGCGUUUUCACUUGAUCGCGAUUGAGAGCGAGCGAGAUGGCAUGGUGCAGCCGGACAUCACGGAAACACCAUCCCCCGGGAACCGGGCAGUCGGCCACGGCUGCAAUCGGACCAGGCAGCUACAACACGAUCGGGUCGUCCGUGAAGCCGCCCAAGCCGAGUUUUGCCGCGUUUGGGUCGUCCGGGCUCAAGGACGCGUGCCCUGAUCUACCUUUGCAUACUCCUGGGCCAGGGGCGUAUGCGACGACCAUAUCGACGUCGUCAUGGACGCCUGCGAGCUACGGCGACGCCACCGCAUCGUCAAGCAUGUUCAAGUCCAGUACGGAACGAACCAAGUUCAAAUCAGCGUCGGCGGCUCCGGGGCCGGGAGCGUAUGGCGCAGCAGCCCACCCGUCGGCCUUCAAAAAGUCCAAGGCCACGUCGACCAUGUAUGCGCGACCCCCAUGGUUGGUCGUUGAGGGUCGUGACUCGCGCUGGUAGGCGGCGAAGUCAAAGCGAUGCGAAAGCAAACAGCGGGGGUGGCGUCAAAUGGGUCCGCGUGCCCACCGCGCCAUCCAUUCCAAACGUUGCGCAGAGCUUUGGCUACGAAGAAGGGCCGAAAGGGCAAAUGAUCCUUCAGCAUCCAUCGAAAUCCGGGCACAGUGGCUGCGCCAACGACGUCACCGGACCCGGCGAGUACGACCCUCUCCAAGCGCUCCACCGGUUGGCAUGCACGCGCGCGACUAGCUUCGCCAAGAGCAAAACCUCGCGGGAUUCAAAGCACAAGAGCACUGUCGCGCCUGGCCCGGGCUUCUACCACACGGAAACCCACCCUCAUCCUCACGCGGCCGUGCCAAGCGCAGUGUUCAAGUCAACACUCACGCGCGAGCGCGCCGCGCACUCGAUGGCACGCACAACGGCAGCUGCCGUGCCUGGCCCUGGCUCGUACAACUCGUCGACUCCACAAAAGGCAAAGAAAACCGUGCCGGAGCAUCUUCAGUUCUUUGGCAGCACGACGUCCCGGUUCGAGCCCAAGGCGCCGCCGACGUCGUCGAUGCCCGCGACAACGUCGUCGACCCCGGUCAAGCCGCAGAGCCACCACCACAAUCCCCACAACGUCGGGUUUGCAUCGUCCAACAAACGGUUCGACACUACCCUGGCCAAGGACACGUUCGACGUCGGCCCCGGCUCGUACAACGCCCCCGGGCUAGUCGAAGAGCUCCAGCAUCGUGUGAGUGGGCGAACGGGCGUAUUUGGGUCGACAACGAAGCGGUUUGAGAGCGCGAAACCGCUGCUGGACACCGUGCUCCUCGAGCACGACCCGCGAUCGAAUAACCAACACGACGACACGAUGUCCGUCGUCAAAGCCAAGAGCUCAGCGUUUGCAUCUGCAACGAGUCGUUUUCAAAGCCCCGCGGCCAAGGACCCCGUGCCAUGUCCCGGAGAUUACAACAUCAACUUGACGUGGGACAAACCCGGCGGAAAAGCCGUGUUUGCAUCGCACAUGGAUCGAGGCACGGCUCUGGACAAGAAGACGGCGGCGCUCCCGGGACCGGGGUCGUACGUUGGACCGGAUUCGACCAUGAAAAAGGCCAAGCCAACCACCCAGCGAAAAGACGUGUUCAUGUCGACGGAGCCGCGGUUCAAGAGCAAACUAGCGCCGCUCGCCAACCUGGGGCCGGGCGCGUACAACCCCGACACCAUCGAAACCGACUGGAACCGACCCACGUACAACAUUACGAUUGCCACCGAAAUGGAGAAACGAAUAUGACCAACGCGUCUAUUGCUUCAAGGCAGUACUGUGUCAAGUCCUUGUCAAUUCAUGGCAUGCUGUGCCAUGGAACGUAGUCGGCGCGCUCUGCGCCGCCGCAUAUCCUUCCAAAACACCACGACAACGUUGUCCGCCAUCGCCGCCGCCGCCCCUGGUGUGGUUGAAACACCAAACAGCUAGAAUGUGAGAACUAUCCGGAUAACGGGAUAGUAUCCGAAUCACA
Messenger RNA from Aphanomyces invadans, 2506 nucleotides. RefSeq lists its product as hypothetical. The record is from RefSeq and is a predicted model, not a curated record. Lineage: Eukaryota; Oomycota; Saprolegniomycetes; Saprolegniales; Verrucalvaceae. Bases 772 to 2283 code for a protein of 503 amino acids. The transcript is spliced from 9 exons.